CAUUUCCAAUUUCUCUUGGUCCAAUCGGGGAAGAGAGAGAGAGAGAGGGAGAGAGAGAUGCUGCGGGUGUCGGAGGAGGAAGGGAACCGGAAGCGCGAGAGCUACGUCGUGGAGAGCUACAGGCAGCUCGUCGGAACGCUUCUCGACCUCCAACGCACUUCCGAUCGUAUCUUCGACACCAUCUCCCUACGGGUAGUUGAGGAGCGGGGAAAGCUUUCAGAAAUCUCUAAGAGGAUCCAAUCGGCCAAAGCUCAGAUAGAUGCCUUUUCUUAUUCAGAGCAACAAUUGACAAUCAAAUCUCCAUCCCAAUACCCAUCCAGCUCAUUCCAAGAAAUGGAUUUCCGUCCUUUAUUUUCAUAUCAUAAUGAAGAUGCUGAUGAGGGCUCCUCAGUCACAAAUUUGCUAGUGAAUGGAGGGUUGAAUAGGGAAUUUGGUAGAGAUGGAACACUUGAACUUUUUGAAUUUUUUUCUGAAGAAGAUACGGGGCAUACCUAUAACAAGCAAGAUACAAAGGCGGCUUCCAAGUUUGACUGUCUAAAAGAAAACAUGUACUUGGAGAAGAUUCUAGAAUCACCAAAUCCUUCCAAUGGCAGCUUUGACUUAACGUCUAUCUCCAAGCUAGAGAACAAGAAGGAUGAACUCCCACCAGUGCCACCGAGCCUGCUGAAGAGCUUCACGUCUCUCUCUGACUCUGGCGCGACUCCCAUUUGAUUCAAUCCAUGAUCCCGUGGGAAUAUCAGAUAGUUUGGCCAUUUCAGUUCUUGUGCAACUCUUCAAUUGACAAUAAGGCAGCUCAAACGUUAAUUACAUCAAACCUAUUUUGUAAAUUCUCUCUCAAGAACAAUGACUCGGACCUUGGAGCAGGGGAGGAUAUUGCAAGGCUACUUGCUGUUUCUAAAUUAUUUUAGUUAUGGGCUCGAGUACAUUUGUGAAAGCAAUACACCUGGUCCAUAUAAAUAAUAAUUCUCUCUUUUAAAUUAGUAGUCCCAAAUCAUUUCAGAGAAAGUUGAAGAAUUUACCAGAUGCUCAGUCAAGGUCAGAUGGUUAAAUCAAGAAUGAAAAGAUUUACCAAUUCAAUUUCAGCCCGUGUUUGGAAACACUUGCUAACAUCAAUUAUUUAUGUGAUUUAGCUAUCACUUGUUAAUGUA
Molecule: messenger RNA, 1148 nt
Organism: Zingiber officinale
Lineage: Eukaryota; Viridiplantae; Streptophyta; Magnoliopsida; Zingiberales; Zingiberaceae
Exons: 7
Coding region: 58-711 (217 amino acids)
Biological process (GO): retrograde transport, endosome to Golgi; exocytosis; Arp2/3 complex-mediated actin nucleation
Cellular component (GO): recycling endosome; early endosome; WASH complex
Molecular function (GO): gamma-tubulin binding; alpha-tubulin binding
Source: RefSeq, a predicted model, not a curated record